This is a messenger RNA of Tricharina praecox, 3139 nucleotides long. RefSeq names its product fungal-specific transcription factor domain-containing protein. Gene Ontology annotation, biological process: regulation of DNA-templated transcription; DNA-templated transcription. Bases 251 to 2773 code for a protein of 840 amino acids. Lineage: Eukaryota; Fungi; Ascomycota; Pezizomycetes; Pezizales; Pyronemataceae. The record is from RefSeq and is a predicted model, not a curated record. The transcript is spliced from 10 exons. Gene Ontology annotation, molecular function: DNA binding; DNA-binding transcription factor activity, RNA polymerase II-specific; zinc ion binding.
CGCCGCACAUGCACAAGUAGAGCUCUUCCGCCCCACGCACGCACGCCCCACGUCCCACGCCCCGCGUCCCUCACCCCACGUACGCCCCACGCCCACGCAUCCCCCCACCAUCCCCGCGCCUCGAAUAUCUCUGCCUCUGUCCCCUCUGCGCGCGCCGAAAAACCACCACGCGACACCCCACGAACCGUACCGGCGCUACUCUAGAGAGAGAUAGCCUGCAGCUACGGGAGUCAGCUAGAUAACAGCGACAAUGCCGCCGCCGCAGCAGGCCAGCGAAGAGUUCGAGGAUGCGAUGUCGGGGAACGAAAAGCACAGCGCGCGAAAUCCGGCGUGCGAUCUGUGUCGCGAGAAGAAGGUACGAUGCGGACGCGAGAAACCGCGCUGCCAGAACUGUAUCGUCUGGAAGGCGGGCUGCACCUACUCCGAGCGGCAGAAGCGGGAUAACGAAGCGUCGCGGAACGCCCAACGUUUCGAGGAAGUCAAUGAGCGCCUCGAGCGCAUCGAGAAUACCAUGGCCCGACUGGUGACGGCGCUGGAGGCCGCGAACCUGCGCAGCCCUCCCGCGUCCACGUCCACGAGCCCGAGCUCUACCUCUGCCGUCGCCGCCCGGGCGCGCGCCAGAACGCGGUCGGUCGAGAUGCCGUCGGCCCGGUCCAAGAACCAGCUGGUGGCGAAUAAGCAGGGAGACAUACAAUACCUGGGGCCGUCGUCGCUACUGUCGUUCACGAGCGAGGCCGAGACGCUGGUGGAAGAGAGGCUGAGGGCUAGCGGCGGCGAGUCGAACGGUACCGGGUCCAGGUCGGAACAGAGCGAGACUAUAGGCGCCCUGAGGAGACUCAGUGUCAUCUCGUCGAAAUCGGUCAACUUCUUUCCGCAUUACGGUCACAUGGAGCUGCGCACGGGCGCUGAGGGCGCGGUUAUGGGCAUGCCGCCGAGGGAGGAGACGGAUAUGCUGGUGGAUGAGUAUUUCCGGAAGGUUCACCACUGGUUUCCGAUAUUCAACGAGGCCUCGUUCCGAAAAGACGUGGAAGAUUUCUACAAGAAUCCCGAUGACCUGGGCAAGAACCGCGCAUGGCAGACAUGCUUCAACAACGUCCUGUUGUUCGGCCUGUUCAACCAACUCGCCAAGAUGCCACCCGAAGAGAAGCAGAAAAAUGAUCCCGAUGGCAAGCGAGUCAGCACGUUCUUCUACAAUGCGUGGUCGGCGAUCGAUGACCUGGAAGUUUUCCUUGGACCUCGGCUGCGAAACGUUCAGGCUCUUUUGGGUGCUACGGUGUGUGCUAUCGAAGUCUCAAGACCAGGUCUCUCCUGGUCACUGCUCUCGCAAGCGGCACGUACCGCUCAAGCGAUCGGUCUUCAUCGCAAUAGCUGUGGAUCGCAAAUCUUGACAAAGGCGCAGCUUCAGGAGAGGAAAUACGUGUUUUGGAAUAUCUAUAUCCUGGAUAAAUGCUUAUCCCUCUCCUUUGGACGUUCGACGUGUCUUCCCGAUUAUGACUGCGAUGUUGACUUCCCCGAACCUGACGACCAGCAGCCAAUCUUCAGGAACUUCCUCGCUCUAAUCACGCUUGCAAAGAUCCACUCACGGAUAUACGUGCGCCUGUACUCGGCUUCAGCCGCACGGCACUCGGAGCAAGAACGAGAAACUGCCAUCAAAGAGCUGGAUGCGGAUCUCAAGGAGUGGUGGGAGGAAUGGUCAAAGACAUUUACACCCCACUCUCGCCAGGUUAUCGACACGUUCGAGCACAUCGAACUGCAAUUCAGCUACUACAACUCGAUGACGCUCGUACAUCGUAUGGCUCGGCCGGGUAUGCCCUCGUAUGGUUGGAGCGACGAGCAAUGCCUUGAAAGCGCACGUUGCGCCAUUCAGAUGAUCAAUAAUAUCGUGGCCGAGAGCUCGGAAAUGGCGCAGAGCGGUAUGCUGUUAUGGCUGUUUCAAUACUAUCCCUUCACGUCCUUCUUCGUCCUCUUCUCCGCCAUCAUCCGCAACCCCUCGGCACCCACGAGUAGUAGCGUCGACUACCCACUCAUGAAAGCCCUGGUCGCGUACCUCGGCCAGAUGAAGUCCCGAAACGAGGGAGCCGCAAAGUUACUCACCAUAGCAUCGGCGUUCACUCAUGUCGCUGGAACGUUCAUCAAGAACUACUACAAAAUGACCAAGGGCAGCAACCGCCCAGCGCCGCAGCAGAAGCGUCGGAGGGAGGAGGCACCACUACCACCGGCCCCGGCCAACGAGGGGUGGUCAAAUGCCAGCGAUCUCCGCGAUGCCUCCAGUAGAUAUCCGGAUUUCACGGGUGCAGGCUUCUACUCGCCCCUCUCGACACCCCUCCCCACAUCCACAUCCACGUCCCAGCCGCAGCAGCAGCAACCACACCCUCCCGACAUCAUCCCCGGCUCCAUCAGCUCGCACUCCUCGACCACCACUCCGCUCUCAACAGACAUCGACUUCGAAGUUCCCGCAGCGGACGUGCAAGCGGCGAACUUCCUUCGGUGGCCGGGGCACAAUCACGCUAGUCAGGUCCCCAUCUCCGACGACGUAGGUGACAGCGGCGGCAGCGGCAGCGGUAGCGGUAGCGGCGGAGUCAUGGAUCACGAUGCGGCGGGCGCAACAUCGACCGCGCCUGCGCCCAUGGAUUACGAUAUCGACCUCGAAGCGCUCAUGGCUGAGCCGGUAGGCUUCCAGAUUCAGAUGGAACAGGCGAGCUUGAGGGGCCCGCUCGAGUUUGAUUGGUUCCGUGCCCUCGAUAGUUGGGAUGGGCAUUGGCCGUCGUCGUAGACGGUGUGCACGGGCGCGGGCUAGAAUUUGGUUUGGUUAUGUGUAUGUGUGUGUGUGGAGUGUAUAAUACUGUUGUGUUGUAUGAUGUAUCCGGCUCGAUUCUUCUCUCUGCUUCGACUAUUUUCUCUUUUUUUUUUCUCGAUCGAAUGUGGUGCGGCUUUGGCUCCAUCGGGGAAUGAAUAUGAUGUGGAUGCGAUUGAAGGUGCUUGUCGUAAGACUGCACUUAAUUAGUUGUACUCGGUGAUGAAGAGAUCUCUUUCGCACCGAUGCACCGAUGCUCCAUUCGAUGAUUCGUAUGGGAAUCACUCGUGCGGAUACAUCAGAUCAAAUUCAGUGAAGUCAGAAAGUGGAAUACGUAUGAGAUCA